UAUCCGUUGCAGCAUGCCUGUCAGCAGUUGACAUCAAACAUGUCAAGUUCACUUGUUAAGUAAUAUUUGCACGAUACUUUGCUCACUGUACAGACUGAAAGUUAGUAAGAAGCACGUGCAGGUAGCUGUUUUACCUAUUCUGAAAACGACGACAAUACGGAGGAAUGUAUUUGCAGAGAUGAUCAACUGAUCAACCAUCUAUUUUUUUCUCCUUCCAGUUUUAUGUACCGUCUCCAGCAUGCAAGCUUAGGGAAAAUCCUGUAAGCUUUCCUUAGUUGAUUUCCUGUAAUGCGACUCAUCACUUCAAUUGUUAAUUGACUUAAUUCUACAAGCUGGGAGCAAGCCUGUGAUUCGAGUGAGUUGAAAAACACACAUUUCACUCAGCAUGAUCAGGGAAUGAAAGAUCAUUGGCUUAAAAGAUAAUAGGAAAAAAGAAAAGAUGGCACCUACUAUAUAGCAUGUUGUCGUAUUCAGUCCAUUGCGUCUUACGACGAAACUGUCCAAGAAUUUUUCGCUGUAUUAAUCAAAAACCAAAGUAUGCAAUAGAAAGGAACUUCUCCCAUCUUGGAUCCCACUAUGAUAUCCUAAGAGUUAGAAGAGAUGCCUCUCUGAAAGACAUAAAGACAGCAUAUAUUUCAUUGUGCAAAAAGCUCCAUCCGGACUCUAAUCCAGAUGAUUCGGAAGCACAGGUGAACUUUGUGAGGUUGAAUGAAGCCUACACUGUCCUCAGUGACCCGCAGAAGAGGUCGGAAUAUGAUGUCACCAUUGGAGUUCAACAUGAGGACAAGCGCAAUGAAAGCCGGGGUGCUCCAGAUUUAAGUCACCAUGAUUUAAUAUGGGAAAUGAACUACAUGUACGACAAACAAAAAAAUAUGUCGGACGAGGAAAUCAUGGAACAGCGUUUGAAAGAACAGGAGGAGCGAUACAGGAAAUGGUACGAGGAGUACAAAGUCAGACAAAAGGCAGAGAAAGCCGAGUGGCGGGCUCCACCCCCAACCGAGGAGGAGACGGCAUUCAGAGAAACAGCAUCAGAGUACAAGGAGGCGUUCCACAGAGAGGGUACUAAACAUAUCGAGGAGGAGGAGUUCUCCUGGCCUGUCUUGUUUGGACUGCUGCUACACUCCUCGGCUCAGCUUGGCAUCUUUCUUGUCUGUAUGUAUGGAAUGUACAGAAUGGGACAGGAGACUGGAGUUAUAGAGAAGAAGAAAAAGUCUGAUUAGCAUUAGGUGUAAGUUAUAAUUCAUAAAUUCUGUCCAGUGUUUGAUGGAAAGUUGUUGAAAACCAUUUCCAUUGCGGAUAUUGAUGAAAAUGUAAAUUGAUUGAUAUUUUGAAUUGUUUUUAUGAUAUGUAUGUAAAAGUGAUAAAUGUGUAUGUACAGUGUAUACAUAUAGUAUGUUAUUUUGAAAAUAUCAGGUAUUCUUAUAACAUGAAAACUAAAAAAAAAUCUAACUGAAGUCUCUCAAAUGACUGUGACCUGAUUUACAUCAACUAUCCACUUUUUACAAUAGAUUGCAAAUAAAACUGCUCAUGUUUUUUCUUA
Molecule: messenger RNA, 1540 nt
Organism: Ostrea edulis (European flat oyster)
Lineage: Eukaryota; Metazoa; Mollusca; Bivalvia; Ostreida; Ostreidae
Product: chaperone protein DnaJ-like
Exons: 7
Coding region: 459-1220 (253 amino acids)
Source: RefSeq, a predicted model, not a curated record